Symsagittifera roscoffensis is the source of this 811-nucleotide messenger RNA. RefSeq names its product soma ferritin-like. Gene Ontology annotation, biological process: iron ion transport; intracellular iron ion homeostasis. The transcript has 5 exons. Gene Ontology annotation, cellular component: cytoplasm. The record is from RefSeq and is a predicted model, not a curated record. The coding region runs from base 169 to 687 and encodes 172 amino acids. Gene Ontology annotation, molecular function: ferric iron binding; ferrous iron binding. Lineage: Eukaryota; Metazoa; Xenacoelomorpha; Acoela; Convolutidae.
ACUGUCAACAAUCUUUCAUAACCAUUCAGUUUCAAAAUCUCGACGCUGCGUGAAGUCGCUUUUCAAUUCGAGCAAACCGAUAUCGUCUAACUGCAAACUUGACGCGCAUCAACGUUGCCAAUCGAAUCCAAAACUUAACGACCAAUCAAAUCACAGCAACUCCUAAAGAUGUCAAGUAAGUCGCAGUGUCGCCAGAACUUCCACGAGGAGUGUGAGGCAGGUGUGAACAAACAGAUCAACAUGGAAUUGACAGCCUCAUACGUCUACCACUCGCUUGCAUUAUACUGUGACAGGGACGACGUCGCCCUCCCAAACCUACACAAGUUCUUCCUGAAGAGUUCGGAGGAGGAGCGCGAACAUGCGGAGAAACUGAUGAAAUAUCAGAACAAGAGAGGUGGCAGAAUUGUCCUGCAGGACAUCAAGAAACCAGAAGCUAGUGAGUACGGGAGUGCAGUAGACAUGCUUGCAGUGGCGCUUCAGCUGGAGCGAGACGUCAACCAGUCGCUUCUUGACCUACAUGGUCUGGCUGAGAAGAACGGAGACCCCCAGUUCACAGAUUUUAUCGAAGGAGAGUUCCUCAAAGAACAAGUCGAUGCUAUCAAGGAGUUGGGAGACUUACUGACUAGGGCCAAGAGAUGCGGACCCGGUCUGGGACAAUUCCAGUUCGACGCUGUGGCGCUCGAAUAGAUAGAAUAGAGGAUACAUAGAUCCUGCAAAACUCGAAACUAGAACAGAACCUAACUGCUGAUCAUCCAUCGCAUCAAAGUUUUGAGAACAUUUAUAAUUAUGAAAUUUUUGAUAUUGAAAGCUU